Molecule: messenger RNA, 758 nt
Organism: Tripterygium wilfordii
Lineage: Eukaryota; Viridiplantae; Streptophyta; Magnoliopsida; Celastrales; Celastraceae
Product: zinc finger SWIM domain-containing protein 7
Exons: 5
Coding region: 96-512 (138 amino acids)
Biological process (GO): double-strand break repair via homologous recombination
Cellular component (GO): Shu complex
Molecular function (GO): zinc ion binding
Source: RefSeq, a predicted model, not a curated record
CUUGGCCAAGAAAAGAAAUAUCCAUUAGUGUGUUGAAUGCAAAGCAGUUUCCGUUUGGUUGCUCGGAAAGAAAACUCGUUCACAGAAAAUCGAGGAUGAGUGCGAGCAGUUUGGUUGCGGAGACGGUGUGGAAAAGCAUCGACUCAAGUCGGUCAGGGACAGUGACGGAGGAGCAGCUCUCGAUUGAAAUGCACAGCUUGAAUUUCUUGUUCGGGAAGAACUUUGAGAGAGCGACGAAGAUAGUGGAUCAAAGAGGUGUCAAGAAGAUUUCCGGUGAGCCUAGCGGUCGCUCUGUCUUUCAGGUUGUGGGAGAAUCUAGGAGGAAGGAGGAGUAUUUGUGCUUCCCUGAACACUAUUGCGCUUGCUAUUCAUUCUUCUAUGACAUUGUCAACAGAGGAGAACAACUUAGUUGUAAGCAUCAAUUGGCUGCAAGACUUGCUGCGUCGCUGGGGAUAUGCAUUGAAGUUAAGGUUCCGGAUGAGCAGCUAGCACAGUUACUUUCUACAAUCUGACUACUCCGGGUUGAAGCUAGUUUCUGAAUUCAAAGAUCAAAGGCAAGUGCCAGAAAAUUAUAGUUCAAAGCCUUUGUCACGUUGGGGUUUUGCAUGAAAGGCCUCUAGCUCCCGGACGCAACAAUACUGAACUUGUUAAAGCAUAUUUGGCAAAUUUUGGAUGUUUGUGAUUACGCUUUCUUGGACCUCUACAGAGUUUGCUGACAAUUUGUACAUACAAUCGAGGUGAUUGUGAAGAAAUUAUGU